AUGGGUUGCACGCGGCCGCUCAAUCUCCAGGAUUUGGGGUGUGGGCCUAGCAUCACAUACAACCACAUCAACGUCGAGCAGUGGCCUGAUGAUUAUGCCAACGAGUGGAGAGAGAUACAGGCUCAAUAUCCAUCUCAGGCACCCGUGGACUUGGGAAGCAUGGGCUACAACGGCGCAAUCUCUACGUAUUUCCCGCGAAGCAUCCUUGAAGCGUCCCACUUCCAGGAUGGCAACGUGCUUGAGCACUUUCGCGGUUGGAAUGCAUCCUGGAACCACAACGAGAAGUAUUUUGACAGCCUGGGGUCGAUUGAUAGGAGCCAGGUGCGCCCCUGUAACGAGACGCGUUUCAUGCUGCCAAAGCCGAAAGCGGACUACCUCAAUGUCACAGGUGAUUCGGAUGGCGUGCGCACGCAGCCGAAUGGCGACCUCAUCGCUUUCUGCUACGAUGGCUACUUUUGGUUGUCGCCGUCUUGCAGGGCAAACUCCACGCGCUGCGUGCCAUACCUGACUGCCGCCGAUGGCUGGGGCCUGGACAGCAUGAUGCAGAAGGUAACGGCGUUUGACAUGCCUAUCGCUGUGGGUGUUGCGAAAAACUGGACAAACAUGCCGCUGCAUGUCAAGAGUACAUUCUAUUGGUGGAUACCAGACACCACUUUCCUGGACCUUGACCCUGUGCACAUCACGUUUCCCCCCUACGAUUUGAGCGCCUGGAGGAGGGGGGACAAGCGGACUGCCACUGCGUCUAGCGCGAUCAACAAGCUCGUCAGCCAAGACCUGUCUGCCCUGGCCCCGGUCGUGGAGGAGUUCAUUCGCAACCUGCGCUUCAACAUGAACGACGUCAUGAGCAUGAUGAAGGACAGGAAGGCAACCGGCGACUCGCACUGGGAUGUUGCAUGGGAGGUUGAGGAUGUCUCAAUGACGGGGUUGCCUGACAAGACAAAGUGCUUCCCGGGCUUCGGUUUGUACGACACCGACCGCGGGGCGUUCACGCAGAGCCGGAAUGGCACAAGCUUCCUGGAGUGCAGGGCUUGUGAGUCAGGUCGAUAUUCAUCCCGGCUGAAGGAUGAGAAGGGCUUGACUCAUGCAUGCAAAGAGUGUGCACCCGGCACCAGUCAGUCUUCAGGUGCAGCUCUGUCCUGUGAGCUAUGCCAGCUAGGCGAGUAUCAGAACAGCUCAGGCAGCCAAAGUUGCAAUCGUUGCAACAUUGGCUUCUACCAAGAUCAAAAAGGUUCGCCCUUGUGCCGUCAGUGUCCAAGCGGAACAACUCUUGGUUUUGGCUCUGUAGCCAUGACUGAUUGUGGUUGCCAGAACGGUUACAUCAAAGUUGAGACCGGCCCCGUCAAUUGGAGCUGCGAAAAGUGUGGAGAGGGAUUGCAUUGCCCAUCUCUCGGCACUCAGGACGGCCUUGUUUCUGGCAAUUCAAUGCUGGGCAGGCAGUUUGUGCCAGAGCUCCUCAAAAACUACCACAGCACCGCUGACAACCCUCUGGCUGUGUACCGCUGUCAGGGAGACUCUCACUGUCCAGGCGGCAUACCCGAGCUGCAAAGGUGGUUUGCAAGGCACAGCUUGCACUGA
Symbiodinium pilosum is the source of this 1575-nucleotide messenger RNA. The record is from the annotation of a GenBank genome assembly. NCBI's taxonomy places the organism in Eukaryota, Dinophyceae, Suessiales, Symbiodiniaceae.